GUGAAACGACAGGGAAUGUCCUCAUCCUUAACUUCACUGGUCCCAUCUGAUGUUAAAACUUUAUCAGAAUUUGGAAAUUUUAGAGAGCAUAGUAACCCAAACAUUGCUGUUGACCUUCAAAGCAAAAACCUCCAUACCUCUUCAGAGUUUUUCUUCUUGCAACUGGUAUAUUCUCUCAGCAUGGUUACUUUAGUAACCAUUUUUGGGUUGCUAGGGAACAUAACCACAGGGCUAGUCUACCUUUCUCCAGCGAAAACAUUUUGGCACAUCGUGCAGCGUGGAUCAACAGAGGAAUUUGAUAGUCUUCCUUAUGUUGUCAAGCUAUUAAAUGGAUACAUGUGGGUUUACUAUGGACUUGUCAAGCCUAACAGUAUUCUUGUGGCCACUAUCAAUGGCUUUGGUGCUGUCCUGGAGCUUAUCUAUGUGAUCAUAUUCCUAAUCCUUGCACCUCCAAGAAUGAGAGUUAUAACUGCCAUACUUUUUGGUAUUCUGGAUGUGGUGUUCCCAGUAGCUGUUGUCUUGAUCAGUCAGCUGUCCUUCAAUAGAGAAAUGCAAAUCAAUAUUUCAGGGUUCUUGUCUCUGCUUUUCAGUGUUGCUACCUAUGGUUCACCUCUUUCUAUCAUGAAAACAGUUGUGACAACAAAGAGUGUGGAGUACAUGCCUUUCCUCCUCUCCUUCAUCCUUUUCAUCAAUGGAUUAACCUGGACUGUCUAUGCAGUGCUAACUAGAGACUGGUUUAUUGGAAUACCAAAUGGCAGUGGAUUUGUUCUUGGAACAGCUCAACUGGUGCUCUAUGCAAUGUAUUGGAAACCAAAGCAACCAAAGAGAACAUCUGAUAAUGUAGAAGAUGAUUGGCAACAUGAGCACCUCAUAGCAGAUUCCGGUCCAUCUCUAAAAAAUAAUGAGAGCAGAGCAGAUGCCUGAUUUCAUGAAAACUUUGCUUCUAAGGCAAGUAACAAGAUGAAGAAGACCCAGAAUGCAGGAUUUUCAGACUUUCCCCAGUCAAAAAGAUAUAAGCAGAUCAAAUGCUCUGGCUGGCUAGGUUGGGAAAACUCUUGCUUAUGGGCCUCUUUCUUUUGGGUUGGGAAACUCCAUUUUCGGGCCUUUGUUGUUUUCCUAAUGAUGAUUCACAUCAAAUAUACUUCCACCUUCUUGUAAUUUUUUAUUUGAUGAGGCAGAUUGCAAAGACAUAUGGCAAGCCUUGGCAGACAUAUAUACCUCUCUUGGUGAA
Theobroma cacao (cacao) is the source of this 1231-nucleotide messenger RNA. RefSeq names its product bidirectional sugar transporter SWEET17-like. The record is from RefSeq and is a predicted model, not a curated record. NCBI's taxonomy places the organism in Eukaryota, Viridiplantae, Streptophyta, Magnoliopsida, Malvales, Malvaceae. Gene Ontology annotation, cellular component: membrane. Gene Ontology annotation, molecular function: sugar transmembrane transporter activity. Gene Ontology annotation, biological process: carbohydrate transport.